This is a messenger RNA of Fusarium oxysporum Fo47, 744 nucleotides long. RefSeq lists its product as uncharacterized. The coding region runs from base 1 to 744 and encodes 247 amino acids. The transcript has 3 exons. Lineage: Eukaryota; Fungi; Ascomycota; Sordariomycetes; Hypocreales; Nectriaceae. The record is from RefSeq and is a predicted model, not a curated record.
AUGCCAGAACCUCUCGUGCCUCUCCAACCUGAGUUUACAGAGAGUAUCGUCAAAGACAAGGAAGCCGAAGUCGCUGCACUCAAAGAUAAUGCCACUCCAAAGUCUCCUUCUGCGAAAAAGACGACUCCGGCUUCUGGCAAGAAGCGCAAGGCUGAAUUGUCCCUCGAUGAAGACAUUGCUGCAAACAAGGCAGACUUGAACGAUGCCAUCGAGCACGCCUCCUUUGAGAACGAUAGACUUCCCAGCUGCAAUGUCAUCCGCACCAAGUUGAACAAGCUCUUUGACUCGGGUGUCAUGAACAAGGCUGAGUUCUGCAGAGCCACCGACCCCUUUGGCGGAUCUAAUAGUGCUGUUUGGCGUAAUGCAUAUGUAUGGUUUCAACAGCGUAAAGUUAUGGGUCUCAAAAUGCCAGAUGCCAAGAAACGCCAACUCGAGGAGAGUAAGAAGGACAAUGUCGACGGAACUCCCUCCGACGCGGCAGCUACAAAAGCCCUCCCUGAUAUCAGUGAGAUCCACCUUGAAGGUGAGGAAACAGGUGAGGUUCCCAUCCACGAUGGCUACAAUGAGAUGCACCGCAAAAUGAACGCACACAUGAAAGUAACCAGCGUGACCCAAGCGCAAUUCUGCAGAGAUAUUUACGCACAGUUCAACGCACCCACGUGCAAAGGUAUCCAGUCAAAGCAACUUUCAGACGUUCGAAAUGAUGUUUAUUCAUCCUGGGGACAUUCCGAGAGAUCGUGGUGA